Messenger RNA from Bufo gargarizans (Asiatic toad), 2642 nucleotides. It is a transcript of the gene CLIC1, whose product is annotated as chloride intracellular channel 1. Bases 142 to 864 code for a protein of 240 amino acids. The record is from RefSeq and is a predicted model, not a curated record. NCBI's taxonomy places the organism in Eukaryota, Metazoa, Chordata, Amphibia, Anura, Bufonidae. The transcript is spliced from 6 exons.
ACCCUCCUGCAGCCACUUCCCACCCCACCCGUCUCUAAAGCACCAGCCAGCACCCAUUCACACUGCACUCUCUGGAUCUUUCCCCUACUGCAAAACUUUUUAUUUCAUUCGUGGACUGUGCGCGAGGCAGAAAUCUUAAAGAUGUCAGAGCAGGCUGAUGUGGAGCUCUUUGUGAAGGCGGGCUCUGAUGGACAGACCAUUGGGAAUUGCCCCUUUUCCCAGCGCCUCUUCAUGGUCCUCUGGUUGAAAGGAGUCACAUUUAAUGUCACCACGGUUGAUAUGAAAAGGAGGCCAACAACCCUGUUGACUAUCGCCCCUGGAUCACAGCCCCCUUUCCUCUUAUUCCGAGGAGAGGUCCGAACAGAUACCAAUAAGAUCGAGGAAUUUCUGGAAGAGACUCUGUGCCCCCCAAAAUACCCAAAGUUGGCCGCCAAAAACCCGGAAUCCAACACGGCCGGACUUGACGUCUUUGCCAAAUUUUCUGCCUACAUCAAGAAUUCCAACCCUGCUUUGAACCAAACUCUGGAGAAAGGCCUCGGGAAGGCUCUGAGCAUUUUGGACAAUUACCUGAACACUCCUCUUCCGGAAGAAAUAGAUGAGAACAGCGCGGAGGACGAGACGGUGUCUCACCGCAAGUUCCUGGACGGUGACGAGCUGACGCUAGCCGACUGCAACCUCCUCCCCAAGCUACACAUAGUACAGGUGGUCUGUGAGAAGUACCGAGGCUUUAAGAUCCCCGAAACGUUCACCGGAAUCCAUCGCUAUCUCUCAAACGCCUACAAGCGGGAAGAAUUUGUUAGCACGUGCCCGGCCAAAGUCGAAAUUGAACUUGCAUACGCCCCGGUGGCCAAACCCGCCAACUAACCGGCCAGCUCUUAACGAGAAAGAGGAACCCUCCUAUUUAAGCUCCUUUAUAAUACACACAAAAUAGCAACAAAAAAAAAGAAAAAACAAAAAAAAGCCCUCGCUUCUGUUCCUUUUUUUAAGAAGGACAGAGCGUCAAUUGGCCUGUCGAACUGCCACUCGAUAAAUCCUGGGGAGACCCUCCUCGUCUAAAUUGGGGCACGGUUACAGUAGACCAGGAUCGGUGUAGUUCCUAAACACGGUCUCUAGGUGGCAGUGCACAUGGUAAAUUUCUGUUAUCGGCUGUGACUCUCUCACCUAUAGGACGAUACGUUUUCUAUACAGAUCAAGGAGGAGGAUUCAUUUCUGCUGUGCAUUAAAGCUCUUUUUCUUUUUUUUUUUUAUGUGUAUUUUAUGUUUUUCUAAUGGAAGCCAUUAUACCACUAGACAAUCGACAUGUUAAAUUCCUGCUACAUCUUCCUGGGAGAUCAUUCUAUAAUAUACAGCAUUCUAUAGGACUAUGGGAUGAUAUGCCGAGGCUGGUCUCCCUGUGACACAAGUGCCUUUUUGAUACCCUCUAGCUGUAAAUAUGAUGAGGUCACGGACCCAAAUAUAUAUAUUCUGAUGCAUAAAAUCCCCCGCAGCCACUUGUACCGUGUUUGCCCUUCUUUUAAAAAGAUAGUUAAAGGGCUUGUUUGAGUUAAUUGCUCUGGAGGACCCAACAUGUCAUUGAUUUCAAUGGGAGUGGUGUAAUACCUUAUUUCUCCUGCGGUGGUGCUGCAGGGAAACUGAACACUUGCUACUAGGCUCCCGGCAGAGAUCACAGCUGAUGGAAAACCAUGUUUAUAGCCUAUGGUGGCUCUCUAAUGAAAAAUAGAUCAUCCAAAGUGGGCAACCCCUUUAAAUGUCUGCCUUUUUUAGAUAGCGAGACCCUCGAAGGUUGGCGAGAUUAAGGCUGAAAUUCACAGCACAGUAGUAAUAGGUAGACCAGGGAUGUCAAACUCAUGGCCCUCCAGCUGUUGCAAAACUACAACUCCCAUCAUGCCUGGGCAUACUACAGCUAUCAGGGAAUGAUGGGAGUUGUAAUUUUGCAACAUCUGGAGGGCCAUGAGUUUGACAUCCAUGAGGUAGACCAUACAUUCCAUGUAAAUUAGUUAUUAAAGGGGCACCCCUGCUUUAUUUUCUUCAGACGCCUUUUUAGUUUGCAUAGUUUUACUGUAUAUAUUCACAAAUCUGAAUCAAGAGGGGUUUGAUUAUAGGGGGGAGAACUUCUUUUUCCAGUGCACCCCACUUCCUAUGCUGCGGCCUUCAAGUAUAUUGCAGCAGAAGACAUCAAGGGUCUACACCCUGACAUUUAUAGACCUCUUUUUGUUUAGUUGGGCUCUGCAGGAUUACAAAAACAGCGCCACAUCUGUCCACAGGUCGUGUUGGGGUAUUGCAAUUCAGCUCCAUUCGCUUUUAAUGAAAUUGAGCUGCAAUACCUCACACAACCACCCAGGCAGGUGUGGCGCUAGAGGAAUGCAACGAUGGGACCACUUUUUAAGAUGCCUUUCUUUUUAUUUUUGAUUAACACAUAACCACACAUAGCCCUCUAAUACUAGACACUGACCUUUUUUAGUUUUGAUUAGAAGACUGCAAUGACGCCCCCUAGAGGCUCCCCCCUGUCAGCUGCAAGUACCUUGUUUAUUGCAAUUCUUUAGGCAGGACUCAUUCUCACUUAGACCUAGAAGUUGUAUAUUUAAUAUUCUGAAGAAAUCAGCCUGAAUAUUCACAUUUAUAUUAAAAACUUAACCUGAAAA